CAGCAGUGCUGAGUCCUUAGACCGGCUGUACCCCGCGGUGGGCUCCACCAAGCCACCCCGAAAACGGACCACGAGCCAGUGCAAGUCUGAGCCACCCCUGCUGCGGACCAGCAAGAGGACCAUCUACACAGCUGGCCGCCCACCGUGGUACAACGAGCAUGGGACACAGUCCAAAGAGGCCUUCGUGAUCGGCCUGGGAGGAGGCAGUGCCUCUGGGAAGACCACAGUGGCCACCAUGAUCAUUGAGGCUCUUGAUGUCCCUUGGGUGGUUCUGCUGUCCAUGGAUUCCUUCUACAAGGUGUUGACCAAGCAGCAGCAGGAGCAGGCGGCCAACAAUGACUUCAACUUUGACCACCCCGAUGCCUUUGACUUUGACCUCAUCAUCGCCACCCUGAAGAAGCUGAAGCAAGGCAAGAGCGUGAAGAUCCCCAUCUACGACUUCACCACCCACAGCCGGAAGAAGGAAUGGAAAACCCUGUACGGUGCCAACGUGAUUAUCUUUGAAGGCAUCAUGGCGUUCGCGGACAAGGAGCUCCUGAAGCUCCUUGAUCUGAAGAUAUUUGUGGACACAGACUCGGACAUCCGUUUGGUGCGUCGCCUGCGCAGGGACAUCAGUGAACGUGGCCGUGACAUCGAGGGUGUCAUCAAGCAGUACAAUAAGUUUGUCAAGCCGGCCUUCGACCAGUACAUCCAGCCCACCAUGCGGCUGGCCGACAUCGUCGUGCCCCGAGGGAGUGGAAACACGGUGGCCAUCGACCUGAUCGUUCAGCACGUCCACAGCCAGCUGGAAGAGCGUGAACUCAGUGUCAGGGCCGCCCUGGCCUCUGCCCACCAGUGCCACCCUCUUCCUCAGACCCUCAGCGUGCUGAAGAGCACCCCUCAGGUGAGGGGCAUGCACACCAUCAUCAGAAACAAGGAGACAAGCCGGGACGAGUUCAUUUUCUACUCCAAGAGGCUGAUGCGGUUGCUGAUUGAGCACGCGCUCUCCCUGCUCCCGUUCCAGAGUUGCACAGUCCAGACUCCUCAGGGACAGGACUACGAAGGAAGGACCUACAGUGGGAAGCAAAUCACCGGGGUGUCCAUCCUGCGAGCGGGCGAGACCAUGGAGCCAGCGCUGCGAGCGGUGUGCAAGGACGUCCGUAUCGGGACCAUCCUCAUCCAGACCAACUGCAACACGGGCGAGCCGGAG
Molecule: messenger RNA, 1189 nt
Organism: Antrostomus carolinensis (chuck-will's-widow)
Lineage: Eukaryota; Metazoa; Chordata; Aves; Caprimulgiformes; Caprimulgidae
Gene: UCKL1
Product: uridine-cytidine kinase 1 like 1
Exons: 11
Molecular function (GO): kinase activity; ATP binding
Source: RefSeq, a predicted model, not a curated record